GCUUUGGAAUGUUGCAAUCAAUCGAAUGCAACGUGGAAGUGUAUCCAUUUGACCACUCAUGUGUUUGGAAUAAUUCCCAGAUUCCCAAGUACUCUCUCUGGCUGCCACCUCCACAUUUGCGUUUACUGCGUGUUGUGUUGUUCCACUUUCACCCCUGCUCAUGUUGUGAUCUCGCCCGGGAGGAAACGCGGCGAGGGGACGAUCGAAUUCGCGCAAUCCGAGGAGAUGGGUCGCUCCGGGGCAGCAAUCGAUAACUUGGGUCGCGGCGCAAGCAGGUGAUUGUCUCGCGCAGGCAGAGAAAUGGAGACGAUCCUUCGCGAGGAGGAAGACUAUGGCGGCGGCGCGCGAGGAGCAGCAAAGGAUCCAUCGCGAAAGCCUCACGUCGUGGCGCUCGCGUACCCAAUGCAGGGCCACAUCAAUCCCAUGAUCCAUCUCUGCAAGCGCUUGGCGUCGCUGGGCCUCUCCGUCUCGCUCGUCAACACCCAGACCAACCACGACCGCCUCGCUCGAUCGCGCGGCGCCGCGCUCGAGCAGGGGCUCGACAUCGCCAUGCUCGCGCUGGCCGACGACGAGGAGGAUACAUCCGCCCACCAGGGGGGGGCUGGCGCCGGCGGCGACGACGCCCUCCAGCGAUCGCUCGUCGCGGCGGACGCCAUGGAGCGGCCGUUCGUGGCGCUGCUACAGGGCUUGCUGGAUCGCGGCCGGGGAGUGGAUUGCAUCCUUUCGGAUGCGUUCCUGGGGUGGAGCCAGGACGUCGCGGAUCGAUUUGGGAUACCGCGAGCGGCGCUCUGGGCGUCGUCCACCGAGUACUGCCUGCUCAAUUUCCAUCUCCUGGAGCUCCGCACGCGAGGGUACGCUCCAAUUCGAGAUGCGUCGGUGCUGGACGAUGACAGCCACACGAUCGCCUUUAUCGACGGCGUAGCGCCGCUCCAUCCCAAGGACCUACCGUCUAUUCUCCAGCGCUACAGUUCACACGAUCCAGGGUUUGAGAAGCGCUACGCGAGGACGCGGCGGCUCUGCGAUGCGUACUGGAUCCUCGGCAACACCUUCCAGGAUCUGGAGCCCGAUGCGCUGGACGCGAUCCAGCAAGCGAUCAACGGUGAUCCAACCAGCGCCGCGAAGAAGAAGAGGAGGAAUUUCUCGCCAGUGGGUCCUCUGCUUCCAUCGGCGUUCCUGGGGCUGGGCGGCGACGAUCUGGGGUCUGGGAAUGGGCUGUGGAUCGAGGACGAGCGCUGCGUGAAUUGGCUGGACAAGCAAUCCCCCUCGUCAGUCCUCUACGUCUCCUUCGGGAGCUUGGCGGUGAUGAGCUCCGCCGAGAUGCUGGAGCUGGCCGCGGGGAUCGAAUCGAGCCGGCAGCCAUUCCUGUGGGUGAUCCGCCCCGGCAGCCAUCUCGGGAGCUUCGAUCUGGAGGGCUUCGUGGAGAGGACUCGACAGCUAGGGCUCGUCGUGCAGUGGGCGCCCCAGCUCCAGGUGCUCUUCCACCCCUCGGUGGGCGGAUUCCUGUCCCACUGCGGCUGGAAUUCGACGAUCGAGAGCAUCGCCAUGGGCGUGCCGAUCAUCGGGCUACCUUGCAUCGCGGAGCAAAACCUAAAUUGCAAGCGCGCUGUGAAGGACUGGGGCGUGGGAUGCAAGCUCCAGCAGCGCGGCGAUGGCGAUGGCGAUGCGAUCGUGGGGCGCGAAGAGAUCGAGCGCGUCGUGACACGAUUCAUGACCGGCGAGGACGGCAUGGAGCUGCGAAUUAGGGCGAGGGAGCUCCGCGAGGCGGCACGACGGUGUGUGAUGGACGGCGGGAGCUCCCACAAGAACCUGGAAGCGUUCGUGGAGGCCGUGAGAAUCAACGGUCUAAGAUAGAGAGAUCUAUGGUUGAGAUGCCACCGUCGAUUUAAAAUAAAAUUUGCCGCGUAGGUACAGGUGGAUGCCACGCGGCACAAAA
Messenger RNA from Selaginella moellendorffii, 1933 nucleotides. RefSeq names its product 7-deoxyloganetin glucosyltransferase. The transcript is spliced from 2 exons. Gene Ontology annotation, molecular function: UDP-glycosyltransferase activity. Bases 301 to 1851 code for a protein of 516 amino acids. The record is from RefSeq and is a predicted model, not a curated record. NCBI's taxonomy places the organism in Eukaryota, Viridiplantae, Streptophyta, Lycopodiopsida, Selaginellales, Selaginellaceae.